GCGGCGGCGCGGAGCGGCCCGGGGCCGGGGGGCUCCUGCCGCCCGCGCUCCGCCAGCACCGCCGCAGGGAGAACCGCGAGCGGCUGUCGGUGUGCAGCAAGCUGUGCUACGCCGUCGGGGGGGCUCCGUACCAGAUCACGGGCUGCGCCCUCGGCUUCUUCCUCCAGAUCUACCUCCUGGACGUGGCACAGGUGGACGCUUUCUAUGCCUCCAUCAUCCUGUUUGCGGGGCGAGUGUGGGAUGCCAUCACGGACCCCAUGGUGGGAUUCUUCAUCAGCAAAACUUCCUGGACCCGCUUCGGCCGCCUGAUGCCCUGGAUCAUGUUCUCCACCCCUUUUGCCAUCAUCUCCUACUUCCUCAUCUGGUUUGUGCCAGACAUCUCCACAGGACAAGUGAUGUGGUAUCUUGUCUUCUACUGUGCCUUCCAGACCCUCGUGACGUGCUUCCACGUGCCUUACUCAGCACUCACCAUGUUCAUCAGCAGGGAGCAGAGCGAGCGGGACUCGGCCACUGCCUACCGAAUGACCGUGGAGGUUCUGGGCACCGUGCUGGGCACUGCCAUCCAGGGCCAGAUCGUUGGCAAAGUGGACACUCCCUGCGUGGGGAGCCCCUUCUUCUUCGGCUUGACCAACUCCUCGGUGGCCAUGGAGGAGCUGAACAUGACCCACGACACCGGGUCUCUCACAGACACUAGAAAUGCCUACAUGAUCGCUGCGGGGGUCAUCGGGGGGCUCUACAUGCUCUGUGCCCUCAUCCUGCUGCUGGGCGUGAGGGAGAGGAGAGAGUCCUGUGAGCUGCAGUCGGACGAGCCUGUCUCCUUCUUCCAGGGGCUGAAGCUGGUGAUGAAUCAUGGGCCCUACAUCAAGCUCAUCGCUGGCUUCCUCUUCACCUCUCUGGCCUUCAUGCUGCUGGAGGGAAACUUUGCCCUCUUCUGCACCUACACCCUGGGCUUCCGCAACGAGUUCCAGAACAUUCUCCUGGCCAUCAUGCUCUCGGCCACCUUGACCAUUCCCUUCUGGCAGUGGUUCCUGACCCGUUUUGGGAAGAAGACAGCUGUCUACGUGGGCAUCUCAGUCCAUGCUGCCAGAUGUCAUCGACGACUUCAAGCUGCAGCACCCCAGCUCCCGUGGCCACGAGGCCAUCUUCUUCUCCUUCUAUGUCUUCUUCACCAAGUUCACUGCUGGGGUCUCCCUGGGCAUCUCCACGCUCAGCCUGGACUUCGCAGGGUACCAGACCCGGGGCUGCUCCCAGCCUGGCCAGGUGAACUUCACCCUGAAGAUGUUGGUGUCCGCUGUGCCCGUGGGGCUGAUCCUGCUGAGCCUGCUGCUGUUCAAGCUCUACCCCAUCGACGAGGAGAAGAGGAGCAAAAACAAGAAAGCCCUGCAGGAUUUAAGGGAGGAGAGCAACAGCAGCUCGGAGUCGGACAACACAGAGCUGGCCAGCAUCGUGUGACCCAGGCUGGGUGUGCUGCUCACGCUGGGGCUCCCCAGGGGCUCGUCCCCCCCGGGCUGGCCCAGCCUGGUGGCCCUGGAGGUGCUGGAGGAGCCGUGGGGAGCAUCCACUGCCUCCAACUCGGGAUCUGUGCCCGUCCCGUGGCUUGCACGGGGCCCACAGAGCGCUGGUAGUGUACAUUACACACGUGGUGCUGCCUCACCAGGGACAAGCACUCUCCCUGCCAGGCUCUGGAGGGCAGGGAAGCCCGGGCUGGCAUGGUUUUGCCUGGAUCAGCCGUGCCCAGUGCCCUGCCUGGAGUUGAUUGUUAGUGUACAUUACACUGUCAGUGUGCCCGCGCCCAGGACGUGAGCUCACCUCUGCUGUCUCUACAGAGGGCACUAAUGUGGGACCUGUGCUUUUUUUACACAGCCUAAUUAACUUAAUGAUGUAAAUAUGGAGCCGUUUGCUGUUUGUAUAUAUCUGUACAGAACCCAAACCCGAGGACCUGUUAAUAUUAAUUUACAUAAAAGUGGGGGA
Messenger RNA from Onychostruthus taczanowskii (white-rumped snowfinch), 1971 nucleotides. It is a transcript of the gene MFSD2A, whose product is annotated as major facilitator superfamily domain containing 2A. The transcript is spliced from 13 exons. NCBI's taxonomy places the organism in Eukaryota, Metazoa, Chordata, Aves, Passeriformes, Passeridae. Gene Ontology annotation, molecular function: lysophospholipid:sodium symporter activity. Gene Ontology annotation, biological process: carbohydrate transport. The record is from RefSeq and is a predicted model, not a curated record. The coding region runs from base 258 to 1625 and encodes 455 amino acids. Gene Ontology annotation, cellular component: membrane.